AUGAACAUAAAAGAUCUCACACGGGGGAGAAGCCGUAUUCCUGUAUUGAGUGCGGGAAAUGUUUUCAAAAAAGUUCACCUUAGCACACACAUCAAAGACUGCACACAGGGGAGAAGCCAUUUUCCUGUUCUGAUUGUGGGAAAAGUUUUUUUCAAAAAUCAGAGCUUGUUUCACAUCAGAGAUCUCACACUGGGGAGAAGCCAUAUUCUUGUCAUGAGUGUGGGAAACAUUUUUCAUGGAAGUCCAGUCUUUGCUACAACCUUUACAAACAUCAGAGAUCUCACACGGGAGAGAAGCCGUAUUCCUGUCUUGAGUGCGGGAAAUGUUUUUCACAUAUGUCUAAUCUUUACAUACAUCAGAGAUCUCACACAGGGGAGAAGCCGUAUCCUUGUCCUGAGUGCGGGAAAUGUUUUUCACAGAAGUCCAAUCUUUCUAUCCAUCAGAGAUGUCACACAGGGAGAAGCCACUUUCCUGUCCUGA
Staurois parvus is the source of this 480-nucleotide messenger RNA. The record is from the annotation of a GenBank genome assembly. NCBI's taxonomy places the organism in Eukaryota, Metazoa, Chordata, Amphibia, Anura, Ranidae.